AUGAAUUGCCUCAAGUACAUGGUCGCUGAUAAUGUUCCUAUUCCUUCGACUUCUGGAAAAUCUUACCGGGUAAUCCAAAUUGCUCCGAAUCCAAAAACUCAAAAUGUUCAACCGAAUCCGGUUAAAAUAUCAUAUGCAGCUAAUAAAAAUAAGUUCUAUCAAGUCCCUCCUCAAAAUGUAUAUUCUCACUCCCCAGCUCCUUUGCUAACCCGUAUAGAACCUCCAAACCCAUUCCUUCCUGUACCUCCUUGCAUGUCUUCUCAAAAUUCUGGAUCGACUUCUCGUGAACCACUUCGCGAAACAUCAGUAGAUAAUUGUGUACCAUCAUCUGUGAGGUUCCCUAAAAGGUACAAAAUGCAAAGUUCUGAGCUAUCAAAAAUUCAUCUUCGUAAUCCAUGGCUAAAAGAUUCUAUUUCUGCACCUCGCUCUGCUUCGCCGCCUCUGGCAAAUGCUUCUGAUUCCGAGGAAGACUAUGAAGAGGAAGAGGAUUCUCCUCGUUCUUCGCCUCUCUUUCAUCAUCGCCAUCGUUACAAUUUUAGUGGUUCUGAAACUUCUUUCAAAGACUAUGAUCCUCUCUCCUGUUCUGAUUACGAUGAGGAUGAAGAGGAUUCACCUCGUUCUUCUCCUUUGUUUCAUCAUCGUCAUCGUUAUAAUAGCGAUUCUGAGACUCCGUACUAUUCACCAUAUAGUGAAGAUUCCGACGAUUACACUGCACCAUCUGCACUUGCACAUCAGAAUGAAAAAUCUAAACCGACUAAUCCAUCAGAGGAUUUUUGUGCACUUACUAGUAAAGAAUCUAACCUUGCACUUUGCCCUUCACCUCUUGUACAGGAUCUUGUACCCGAUUCCGGGGAAGAGGCUUCUCCCACCUCUUCUCCUCCUAAAUUUCCUCUUUGUGAUAAACUUACAGGUCCUGUAACGCCAGUCAAGAACGAAUCUUAUCCGAGAUUCAUAGGAGUAAAACGGGUAAGUUUGAAAGGACGACAUGAUGUGCUGGUGUAUUCAAUUCCAGAUACCGAUAAUGCUUAUGUAUUUUGCCAUGAACGGACAAACGUAGACUAUCAGAUUUUCAAAUGUCUGAAGUGUUGGAAUGAAAAAGUCAAGACUACAAUCAAGGUGAUCGGAGAGAAGUUUUUCGGGAAUCCAUGUGAUCUCGGACAUGUCUGUUCACCUGUGGAUGAAUUGGAAGAUAGAGUGGAGAGACUUACUUAUAAGUGGUUGACCGAUCUGCAAGAACAGUCCAAAUCUUGUCGUAAUUCGCCAAAAGAAGAAUAUGCGAAUUUUCUAAUUUGGCUGAGAGAUGAUUCCGAUAAAGGUACCAAUCUUUACUACAGGUUCUGCAAGCCUAAAAAAGCACGGAUAGAGGAUCACAUUGAGAAAUUUGUGCAACAGAGUUUAUUAAUGCAUUCAAGCUACCCUGGAAACGGAGAGCAGGGGAACAGUGAUAUGGAUGAGAGCUUCCCCGGAAAAGUUGUGGGUGGAAAACCAUUUGUUUUCAUCAGAAACAAUGGACCUUCUUUCCAAAGUACUAUGGAAGUCCUAGAAUGGAUUGCUGGAAUCGGCGAAAACGAAAAAUUCUAUACUUUUUGA
Molecule: messenger RNA, 1590 nt
Organism: Cylicocyclus nassatus
Lineage: Eukaryota; Metazoa; Nematoda; Chromadorea; Rhabditida; Strongylidae
Source: the annotation of a GenBank genome assembly